UCAUUUAUAAAACAAGAAUGGAGUCAUUCCCCAUAGGUUUAUGCGGUGGAUGAUCUUUGUGGCACAGAAAAAGAAUUAAAGAAUGAUGGCUUCAUUCCAGCGCUCUAACAGUCACGACAAGGUGAGGAGAAUAGUUGCAGAGGAGGGCCGUACAGCCAGAAACCUGAUAGCUUGGAGUGUUCCUCUAGAAAGCAAAGACGAUGAUGGAAAACCUAAAUGUCAAACUGGUGGGAAAUCUAAGAGGGCAAUUCAAGGCACUCAUAAAACUACUAAACAGAACCCCGCAGUAGACUGUAAAAUAGCAUCGUCUACAGCUGGGGAUAAACACUUCGAUAAAAGUCCCACGAAAACAAGGCACCCUCGGAAAAUCGAUCUACGAGCUCGAUACUGGGCAUUUCUUUUUGACAAUCUUCGCCGGGCAGUAGAUGAGAUCUAUGUAACGUGUGAGUCAGAUCAGAGCGUGGUGGAAUGUAAGGAGGUGCUGAUGAUGCUGGAUAACUAUGUGAGAGAUUUCAAAGCGCUGAUUGAUUGGAUUCAGCUUCAGGAAAAGCUAGAGAAGUCAGAUGCUCAAAGCAGACCAACCUCCUUGGCGUGGGAAGUGAAGAAGAUGUCUCCAGGACGCCAUGUGAUUCCAAGUCCAUCAACAGAUAGGAUAAGUGCAACAUCAAAUGCUCGAAGAAGCUUAAAUUUUGGGGGUUCCCCUGGCACAGUGGCUACACCCCGUCUGGCUCCCACGGGCGUCAGCUGGGCUGACAAGGUAAAGGCUCAUCACACAGGCUCAGCUGCCGCUGCAGAGGCCGCACCCGCGCAGGCCUGCCCGCCCAUGGCAGCACAGAAGCCUCCCCGCAGAAAUGAACGGAAAGAUGCUGAAGGGUGGGAGACCGUUCAGAGAGGAAGGCCUGUUCGUUCGCGAUCAGCAGCAGUGACGCCGAAAGUUUCACUGGCGGCAGAAGCCGUAAGGUCAAAGGAUGACAGUGACAAGGAGAACGUGUGUCUGUUACCUGACGAAAGCGUACCGAAAGGUGAAUUUGUUGGAGAUGAGCCUUCUCAUACCAUGGACUCUCGGCCCAAAGACACCUUACACUCGUGUGACCGUCCUCUUGCUGAAAGAACCCAGUUUACAGUGAGUACAUCGGAUGAUGUCAACAAUUCUGGCAGUCGUCGGGACUGUACUUCGCGAACUGCUGAAACCCCCGCCGUUCACGUUGACGCAGAGUGUGUCUCGGUUACCCUGCACGCUGACACACCUCCUUUGCAAACCAAGGGAGAUAAGUGGCCAGCAGAGAAAGUGAGGAUCGAAAGCGAAAUGGACCCUUCCGAUCUUUCAAAUUCCAUGGCAGAAGUCCUUGCUAAAAAAGAAGAGCUGGCAGAUCGCCUAGAAAAAGCCAAUGAAGAAGCCAUUGCUAGUGCAAUUGCUGAAGAAGAACAGUUAACUAGAGAAAUCGAAGCUGAAGAAAACAAUGACAUUAACAUUGAAACUGACAACGACAGCGAUUUUUCUGCCAGCAUGGGCAGUGGGAGUGUGUCUUUCUGUGGUAUGUCUAUGGAUUGGAACGAUGUCCUUGCAGAUUAUGAAGCUCGUGAAUCUUGGCGUCAAAACACGUCCUGGGGGGAUAUCGUGGAAGAAGAACCUGCUCGACCUCCAGGACAUGGGAUUCACAUGCACGAGAAGCUUUCCUCGCCAUCUCGUAAAAGAACAAUUGCAGAAUCCAAGAAGAAACAUGAAGAAAAACAAAUGAAAGCACAGCAGCUAAGGGAAAAAUUACGUGAAGAGAAAACAUUAAAGCUUCAGAAAUUGUUAGAGAGGGAGAAGGACGUCCGAAAGUGGAAGGAGGAGUUACUAGAUCAACGACGGAGGAUGAUGGAAGAGAAAUUACUUCAUGCUGAGUUUAAACGAGAGGUGCAAUUACAAGCCAUUGUGAAAAAAGCACAGGAGGAGGAAGCCAAGGUAAAUGAAAUUGCCUUUAUAAAUACCCUUGAAGCCCAGAAUAAGCGCCAUGAUGUCUUAUCAAAAUUAAAGGAAUACGAACAAAGGCUUAAUGAGUUACAAGAGGAGCGUCAGCGAAGACAGGAAGAAAAGCAAGCACGUGAUGAAGCUGUGCAGGAACGUAAGCGAGCUCUGGAGGCAGAACGGCAGGCGCGCGUGGAAGAGUUGCUGAUGAAGAGGAGAGAACAAGAAGCUCGGAUCGAGCAGCAGAGGCAAGAAAAGGAAAAAGCCCGUGAGGAUGCAGCCCGGGAAAGAGCCAGAGACAGGGAAGAACGCUUGGCAGCGCUGACAGCUGCUCAGCAAGAAGCUAUGGAAGAGCUACAAAAGAAGAUUCAGCUCAAGCAUGAUGAAAGCAUUCGAAGGCACAUGGAACAGAUCGAACAAAGAAAGGAGAAAGCUGCUGAAUUAAGCAGUGGGCGACACGCAAAUACCGAUUAUGCCCCCAAGCUGACCCCAUAUGAAAGAAAGAAACAGUGCUCUCUCUGCAAUGUCCCGAUCUCGUCGGAGGUGUAUCUUUUUAGCCACAUUAAAGGGAAAAAGCACCAGCAAGUUGUGAGAGAGAAUAGCAGCAUCCAGGGGCGUGAGCUUUCAGAUGAAGAAGUGGAGCAUCUUUCUUUGAAGAAGUAUAUCAUUGACGUUGUGGUUGAAAGUGCAGUUCCACCAGAGCCUUUGAAAGAUGGAGAAGACCGGCAAAAAAAUAAAAAAAAAGCCAAGAAGAUAAAAGCCCGGAUGAACUCCAGGGCCAAGGAAUAUGAGAGCUUAAUGGAAACCAAAAAUUCUGGCUCAGAUUCACCUUACAAAGCCAAGCUGCAGCGGUUAACCAAAGAUCUCCUAAAACAGCUCCAAGUACAAGACAGUGGCUCGUGGGCGAACAAUAAGGUUUCUGCUCUGGAUCGGACCCUGGGCGAGAUUGCCAGGAUAUUGGAAAAGGAGAAUGUGGCAGAUCAGAUUGCAUUUCAAGUUGCUGGUGGAUUAACAGCCCUCGAACACAUCCUUCAAGCAGUGGUCCCAGCCACAAAUACGAACACGGCUUCACGAAUUCCUCCUAAGUCUCUCUGCAAUGCAAUCAAUGUUUACAACCUCACCUGCAAUAACUGUUCAGAAAACUGCACUGAUGUUCUGUUUAGUAACAAGAUUACCUUCCUAAUGGACCUCCUGAUACACCAGUUGACGGUUUAUGUUCCAGAUGAAAAUAAUGCUAUUUUGGGAAGAAAUACAAAUAAACAAGUUUUUGAAGGCUUGACGACUGGACUUCUCAAAGUCAGUUCUGUGGUUUUGGGCUGCCUGAUUGCCAAUCGACCAGAUGGGAACAGCCGGCCAGCUACACCAAAAAUAUCAACACAGGAAAUGAAAAACAAGCCCUCACAAGGUGAUGCUUUUAACAGUCGAGUUCAGGACCUUAUCAGCUACAUGGUGAACAUCGGUCUGAUCGACAAACUGUGUGGCUGCUUCCUGUCGGUGCAAGGCCCAGUGGACGAGAACCCCAAGAUGGCCGCAUUUCUGCAGCACGCCACAGGACUCUUGCACGGGAUGUGCACACUGUGCUUUGCUGUCACCGGGAGGUCCUGCAGCAUAUUUGACAGUAACCGCCAGGAUCCCACUGGGCUGACGGCUGCUCUUCAGGCCACGGACCUGGCUGGAGUUCUGCACAUGCUCUACUGCGUCCUCUUCCACGGCACCAUCUCGGACCCCAGCACUGCCAGUCCCAAGGAGAGCUAUGCCCAGGACACGGUCCAGGUGGCCAUUCAGAGUUUGCGUUUCUUCAACAGCUUCGCAGCUCUCGAUCUGCCUGCUUUUCAGUCUAUUGUAGGGGCAGAGGGCUUGUCCCUGGCUUUCCGGCACAUGGCCAGCUCCCUGCUGGGCCACUGCAGCCACGUCUCCUGUGAAAGCCUCCUUCAUGAAGUCAUCGUCUGUGUGGGCUACUUCACUGUCAACCACCCGGAUAACCAGGUAAUCGUGCAGUCCGGCCGCCACCCCACGGUGCUGCAGAAGCUCUGCCAGCUGCCCUUCCAGUACUUCAGUGACCCGCGGCUGAUCAAAGUGCUGUUCCCCUCGCUCAUCGCGGCCUGUUACGACAACCGGCAGAACAAGGUCAUCCUGGAGCAGGAGAUGAGCUGCGUCCUGCUGGCCACGUUCAUCCAGGAUUUUGCACAGACGCCCGGCCAGGCAGAUAACCAGUCUUACCAGCCCAAAGGAAAAUGCCUUGGUGCCCAAGACUAUCUUGAGCUGGCUAACAGGUUUCCUCAGCAGGCUUGGGAAGAUGCUCGACAGUUUUUCUUACAGAAGGAGAAAAAAUAAAUGAUUUGGUUGGUUCCAGGACCCUCGUUAAUACCUUAAAUUGCUCAGUUGGAUGUUCUGAAUGUUCAGACUGUCGUGUGAAACCCGUUCCCCGUGUUCAUACCGCCCCGGACUGUAGAUACCGUGUACACUCGGCGCUAUUUAUAAUGACUGUAGAUAUCCCUGUCCUACUUCCGAAUCGACGCGUGCAGUUUCACUUAACGCACAGCAUUUUGGGGCUUGGUGGCUUCCAUCCCACCACAAUAUACUCUUCGCAUUUGUAAUAUGGGUGACCGUAGACAGAACUCGGCGCGUCUGUUCUGUCCUUGUAAUAAAGUUACCUACCUGUUUUCAGUGUUUACUGUUCCUGUUGGGCAGUGCAGGUGUGAAUGAAAAGCACUGACUCCAGCUCCCGAAGCAUCUUUAUUAAAGACUUAGCCUUUA
This is a messenger RNA of Tupaia belangeri chinensis (Chinese tree shrew), 4708 nucleotides long. RefSeq names its product S-phase cyclin A associated protein in the ER (gene SCAPER). The record is from RefSeq and is a predicted model, not a curated record. Lineage: Eukaryota; Metazoa; Chordata; Mammalia; Scandentia; Tupaiidae. Bases 83 to 4285 code for a protein of 1400 amino acids. The transcript has 32 exons. Gene Ontology annotation, molecular function: zinc ion binding; nucleic acid binding.